Molecule: messenger RNA, 1248 nt
Organism: Polychytrium aggregatum
Lineage: Eukaryota; Fungi; Chytridiomycota; Chytridiomycetes; Polychytriales
Product: DTW domain-containing protein
Exons: 5
Coding region: 75-1091 (338 amino acids)
Source: RefSeq, a predicted model, not a curated record
GAUCCGCUGAGGUUUGAUCGCCUCGGGUACUCAUCGCGAACACACCGGCCCCUCCACAACCGUCUGCGCCAGCCAUGUCUCACAGCGCCGAUCCAAGCAACGAAAUCGAUGCUCUCGGUCUGAGUCUGGACUCGGACAUCCUUGCCGACAGCCAUGGCGUCACUGAAUCGAUUGCAUUGGAAUGCAACACAGCGGGAUCUCUGGACCUGCCAGAGGCAUCGCCCUUUGACCAGUUCAAAAUCGACUCGGCCCACGAUGUGGCUCUUGGCGGCCGCUUCAAGUGCGGCAACUGUCUCCGCAGCUUCAAGCUGAUCUGCCCAAAGUGCAACGUCCCCUUGGGCCACACACCUCCACAUGUCGAUCUGCCUGUGAGCCUGGAUAUUUACCGCCAUCCUUCGGAACUGAUUGGCAAAACGACGUCGACCCACGCAAAGCUUGUCGCUGACGACCAAACCGAGAUCUAUGUCGACCGGCUCGCCAAGGGCGACCAUAAAUCCCUGGCCCAGCGCUACCCAGACCCAAAACGGGUGCUGCUCCUGUAUCCCUCAUGGGAUUCAGUCACCCUGGACCAAGUCGAGCCUGGCUCGUUCGACAAGCUUGUGGUCAUCGAUGGAACCUGGAAGCAGAGCAGAAACAUGGCCAAUGUGCUUUCGGGGUGCGGAUUCCGUCCGGUGCGAAUCGCUGCCCGCAAGACGCUCUUCUGGCGAUACCAGCCGCACGACGACUUCCAUCUAGCUACCAUCGAGGCCAUCUACUACUUUUACCGCGACUACUACUCAGCCUUUCUCGAGUCCACGGCUGGGCCGUACGAUGGCCGCUACGACAACCUCCUAUUCUAUUUCAAGGUCAACUUUGAUGUCAUCCAGAGCUACUACCGCCGCAACCCAGAGCGAAACUUCACCUCGCGCAAGCUCGGGCACGACAGGUACAUUAACUACGGCAGUGAUGAGCCCGCCGACGGCAAUGCCGGCGAGGAGCAAGAGCCGCUGUCGGAUGAACACGGCGCGGAGGCGGAGCUUGGCGACGAAGAUGGCAGUAGCUGCGGCUCGCUCGAGUUGGUGGGAGACUUGGCCAAGGACAGCCAGCUAUGAUCCACAGCAGCUCCGUGUGCUGCAUUCGGCUGGCCGAAGCCUCCCUCGUCCUCGUCCUCGUCCUCCUCCGCCUGCCCUCGCACGGCCGCGUAUGUGGAUGCAAUUGUGGUCUACGGCAACCUGCUUCUGGCCUCUGAAUACAUCUGCUUUGACCGUC